Eupeodes corollae is the source of this 3441-nucleotide messenger RNA. It is a transcript of the gene GATAe, whose product is annotated as box A-binding factor. The transcript is spliced from 6 exons. Gene Ontology annotation, biological process: negative regulation of transcription by RNA polymerase II; cell fate commitment; positive regulation of transcription by RNA polymerase II. Bases 898 to 2895 code for a protein of 665 amino acids. Gene Ontology annotation, molecular function: RNA polymerase II cis-regulatory region sequence-specific DNA binding; DNA-binding transcription factor activity, RNA polymerase II-specific; zinc ion binding. The record is from RefSeq and is a predicted model, not a curated record. NCBI's taxonomy places the organism in Eukaryota, Metazoa, Arthropoda, Insecta, Diptera, Syrphidae.
UAAUAAUAAUUAAUUUCGUUGCUGUUUGAGAUGGAUAUCUGUUUUAUUCAACGAGUUUCCAUGAAAUUCUUUUCUAUCGAUUUAAAGAAUCUCACAUUGUCGUCGUCACCUGAAGGUGAAUCAAGUGAAAAAAUAAUAAUUUAAAAUAUGUCAGGUAGCCUCUUAAAAUCGUCAAAAAUAAAUAUAAAAAUUUAAUAACAACACGGGAAUUUUUAUUUAUUAAUUUUGAUUUUUAAUACCGAUAAAAUUUGUUUGUCCUUCUCACAAAUCGUCCAUUUUUACUUCGUUUUAUUUUUUAUAAAUUUCGUUGAAGUGGUUCUGAGUAUGUGAGUGAUUGAUAUUAUUUUCUUACGUCGCAAUAUGGCGUUUCAUUGAGUUGGAGCUUAUUUUUAUCGUAUGACUAAAAAGCUAGAGAGCAGUAAUAAUUCGAUCGAUCGAUGAGUUAUGCCUCAUACGAGACGUGUCCAUCAAAUGGAGUAUUAUGGCUUUAUGACCCCAUUUUCUGAUUGGCUGAAAGGUAACAGAGGCAGGGAGAAUAUAAUAAUAAUAAAACAAAAACAAAUUAAAUAUACAAAAAGCACUUUGGUCAAUAAACAAUAAAAAAAGAGGGACAUACAAUCAACAACACACCUUCAUUGUUUAUUUUGUUGUUGUUGUUUUAUUGGUAAAUGAGUGUUGAAUUUUUAUAUUUUAUCAAAUUUUCCGACGACUACGACAUUAUUGCCUCAAUUAUUUUUUUACCUUUGGAAAAUAUUAUUGAGAAUUUGUUUCAUACAAAAACACGCUACAAUUCUGAAUUGUAACUACGUAAGACCAGCAGCUUAUUGAUGGAUUUAUUAGCACAGCGAUUGGGAACAGUGAUAAAUACGACCAAUAUGAUGGUUUAUCGAUUCACGGAUGGAAGCGCAGCAACAGCAGCAGCAACAUCACCAGCAACAACAACAGCCUAUUGAACUUAUAACGGAAAUAAAAACAGAACCAAAUAAUGAGCAAGUACCCUCACGAACACCAACAACUGAGGAACAGCAUCAGCACCAACAGGAGCAGCAGCAGCAACAGCAACAACAACAACAACAGCAGCAGCAACAUUUGCAACAUCAACAACAACUUCAACAAGAUCAUCAACAACAUCAGCAACAUCAGCAACAGCAGCAACAACAACAACAACAACGCAAGGAACAUAACACCCUUAACGUUUCUAGACUCUUGCGUAGUGACCUUAUCGAUCCAACGUCAGUGCCAAUUGCAAGGACACAACAGCGUCGCAUUCUGACAACUGCUGGAACUUUGCGUGAGGUCAAUGAUCCAGUGAGAGAAAACGACACCGAUUCAGACUACAACAGCCACCAACACUCUCCAUCGGAUUUUGGACAAAUGGCUCCACGAGCUGACGAACCCCCAACUGUUUAUACCUACGAGUCAACAGCAACAAACCAGACACUAAUUGGCUCUGAAAACCAAUCUAUCAAAAUCGAGUCCCUGGACAAAGAUCAGCAACAACAAUUACAACAACAAUCCGACCAGCCAUCGUCGGGUAGCUCUGCGGUUUUUGGAGAAGCAGCUGUUGUGUCGGCUGCAUCACUGCAAAAUCACCAUGGACAGCACACACAGCAUCACAGCACAAUCCGUGUAUAUGAAGAUGAACGCUUUGCUGCCAUCGAACAUGGCGAUCAAACCCAGAUCAUUUACAGCUACGAUCCGAGCGCCUUAAAUGGGGCUACUGUCGUCGACGCUCACAACGAGUCAAAGACCUUCACGAAUCUAGGUCCAGCUGGUGGAAGUCUUCCAACGGCUUCUGGUACCGAAUACUCAGUGACUGGGAAUUAUAGUCAGAGCAGUCCAUAUGCUGGCUUGUCGCAAGCCUAUAACAUAGCUAACGCCAAUCCCCUCCUGUAUAAAACCGACCCAACGCUGAAUUCGAUGCGACCCAAUAGUCAAUUUCCCCUAACGGUUUAUGAGAAUCCGGGUGUAACUGAAUCUUAUUGGCCUGCAACCACAUCCAUUGAAUUCCCUAAUAUUAACACCUACAACCAGGUCAUAACCGAUGAAUAUGGCUCACCAAACGGAAGCCCUUGGACGACAUCCUCCGGCGGCGGCACCACCACCGCCACCUUCGAUACGACAGGAGUUGAAUUCAAGUGCCAGUAUUGUGGAUCACUUAUGCUAAGGAAGGACAAUGAUUUGAUUUGUAUUACAUGUUCGGCGUCACGAAUGUCCCACAUGACACGUUUGCCACCACGCCAAACCAAACCAAAGACAUCCACUCUCAAUAAUAAUCGCAGGAAUGGAGUUAGUUGCGCGAAUUGUUUUACCACAUCGACCACGUUAUGGCGACGCAACAAUGAGAGCCAACCGGUUUGUAAUGCGUGUGGAUUGUACUUUAAGCUGCACAACAUGAAUCGUCCACUAACGAUGAAAAAGGAAGGCAUCCAAAAGAGGAAACGCAAACCGAAGCUGGCGAAUGGAACACCAAUGAGGAACCCCCUACCAAGUAUGGUAGUGCCAUCACAUCAUGCAAUGUAUCCGUCGCAAGUUCAAAAUAUUGGACUAUCGAUGGUUUCUGCCCAAGAUCUGCAUGACAUGUCCACCGGUGGAGGCAGUAAUGGCAAUCGCAUCAGCAUCAGUCACGCAGAUGUCAAUUCGAUGAACAUACCACGUCAUCAUAUUCAAUCGGAUGUUCCAACAUCGGUAGGGGAUAACAAUCACUCUGCCCAAUAUAAUUGUUGUGAGCCUCCGUCACAAAGUCAAUCGCCACAUUUACCAAAUUCCAGCACCUUAAAUCGACAGAUUAAUCAAACAGUUCCUCCACUAGAUGGCGGUAGAUCGGUCAAUGGUGAAAUUGCGACCAGUGUUAUAACAAGUACCGGAAUUCCCGAAAGGUCCUCGAAUAACUAAAAUUAAAUUAAGAAAACCAAACGCGUACAGGUGCAAUGCAGGUACCUCUGUCUAAUAAUUAAAAUGCUCCACAUUUCACAAUGAAGCCUUUCCUCAAUUAAUUGUAUCUCGCAAAAACACAAAUACUGAGUUGUUAAAUCAUGUGAGAUAUUUUCGAGAGGGAAGAAACGGAGAAUUUAAAAGAGUAAAUUUAAUUGCCAAACAUUAUCCAACACCAAAUAUUAUUUGUAAUUUAAUUUUAUAUAAGAAAUAAAUGUAUACCAGUAAAGUUAGUUGAGCUAGAAGCUUUGAUUAAACUGAAUAAUUAGCUAUUAAAUUCAUUACUUUUACAAAGCUUUGAUUUUUUUUGGAUUAUAAGAUGUAUUGAUGUAAAAGCAUAAAAAUGGUAGUGUUUACGAUAUAAACUUAUUUUUGAUUGUAAUUCUAAAUUAAUUAAAAAUUCAUAUAGUUCUAAAAACUAUACACAUGUCUGUAAUUUCUAUUUGUUUUUCUUAAUUAAAUGGUAAUGCUUAUUUAAAUAUUUGUAAAAAAGUGAAUUUAUUUUUA